AUGCCUAUCUCCAUAAUCAUAGCAAUCCUUUGUGUCAUAGUUGCGUAUAUGGCUUUCUUAGUUAUGCGGCCAAAGGACGUCAGAAUAUGCUUUGUAGGCCCACACUCUACUGGCAAGACUGUUUCCCUACUAAGCCUGCUUGGCCUUGAUAACAAGACAGUCACCACACUGGCCAGCCAUAGAGUUAUUUACAAAAACAAAGAGAUAUUUGAACUUGUGCCCGACGAAAGCAACAGGGACUUUGUGGAUAAGUACCAAUUGAAUCCCAAUGACAAAUUUGUAUUUUUUGUUAAGAAUGAAGAGGAAAUUGACUCUUUCCCCGAUUGCUCAGGCUUUGACAUAGUCUUUGUAAUGUGGAAGAAGACAAAGGAUAAGAAGAGGAAAGACUUGAUAUAUUUGGACGAAUCAAGAGAGAAGCUGAAGGAUUUAAUACUAAAGAUGUAA
Molecule: messenger RNA, 444 nt
Organism: Vittaforma corneae ATCC 50505
Lineage: Eukaryota; Fungi; Microsporidia; Nosematidae
Exons: 1
Coding region: 1-444 (147 amino acids)
Source: RefSeq, a predicted model, not a curated record